Messenger RNA from Acanthoscelides obtectus, 1313 nucleotides. The record is from the annotation of a GenBank genome assembly. Lineage: Eukaryota; Metazoa; Arthropoda; Insecta; Coleoptera; Chrysomelidae.
AAUAUGGGUGCGGUUAAAGAAAGGUGACCAAGUGUUUAUCUGUUGACUGGUUAAUCGAACAUCAAUCUAUCAAAAGUUGUCCUCGUGAGGAUAGGAAAAGAGGCGUGGUUUCACGUAGCUAACCAUUCAAUUGAGGAUUGGUUAAUAUUAAUCUAUUGUUUACAGGCCCUGGGCUUACCAUUCACAGGAUUUUCACCGUUGAUUUUCAAUCAGUGUUACGUGUUUUGUGGUGUAUAUGUUUUGUGCUUUGAAGGACUUUGACUCUUGAACUCAACACAUCUUGUUUUUGUUUGUCAACAAGUAGUGAGAAUUUGUUGAACAAACAAUCAAAAUGAAAUCAUGUGUAGUAUGUGGAGCAACAAACUCUUCAGAACAAUUACUUUCCUUCCACAGGUUUCCAAAAGAUCGAAGAUUGAUGAACGUAUGGAUAGCCAUUCUUGAUCUGACCAAAGAACAAGUGAAAGAUCUGACUGCAGAGACUUUGAUUUGCUCCAAACAUUUCAAAAACUCAGACUUCUUUGAAACACCAUGUGGCCAAAUAUGUUUGAAGCCAGGAACUGUUCCCAUAUUUGUUAUGGAACCUGAUCAGGAGCAUGAAGUUCGAAUAGAGCAGCAAGUAGUUCAAAAGAAACAUAAUCUUCAAAAAGAGCAGAAAAUUGUUGAAAAGGAGGAGAAAGCAAUUGAAAAGCGGCAGCAAGUAGUUCAAAAGGCGAAGAAAGUCAAGAAUGAAAAAAAUGCCAUGUUUGGUCGAACAUUCGAUGAUUUGAAACUUGAAGACUUUCGAGAGAACUAUGAAAAGGCAAAAGAAUGUUGGAAAAUUGUCAACGAUAUAGUAUAUAAAAAUCAAAAGUAUCUAACCAAUCUGAAUGCAAGAAAUAGAAGCUUACGAAAAAGAUUGGAAAAGUUAAAGAACAUGGGGAAUAAGUUGCAUAAAAAAGAAAAUAAUGACUGAAGGUGCAUAGCUAGGAUUUGUGUGGUUCUUUGGACUUUCCUGCAUGCAUAAUGUGAAGUGAUGUAUAAAGUGAAGAAAGAUUAACCAAGGUCCAGGACAACUUAGGACCAUGACAGAGCUGUAACAGAUUAUAUACCAUGCAUUAUUUAAUACAUUUCUAUAACUAUAAUGUAACUGUCUUAUUACCAUUAUACAGGGUGACUUUGAAGUUGAGUCAUUAAUUUUCAGAUAAUGAUUGUAGAAGGAAGAUAAACCAAAAUAUGUGUGUAAAAAUUAAAAAAAAAGUGUUACCUUGUUUUAUAAAGUAUCCUCCCGACAAGUAUUUCAGUGCGGCCUUGUAUUUGAUCGUGCGGUCUUGGAG